Messenger RNA from Daldinia decipiens, 1882 nucleotides. Its product is annotated as N-glycosylation protein-domain-containing protein. NCBI's taxonomy places the organism in Eukaryota, Fungi, Ascomycota, Sordariomycetes, Xylariales, Hypoxylaceae. Gene Ontology annotation, cellular component: endoplasmic reticulum membrane. The transcript has 2 exons. Gene Ontology annotation, biological process: protein N-linked glycosylation; cellular response to oxidative stress. The record is from RefSeq and is a predicted model, not a curated record. The coding region runs from base 439 to 1203 and encodes 254 amino acids.
CAGGGGGCUGCAGCUGUUGCUCAGAGUUUAGGCCGUGUUACGUAGUAAUAUGACCUCACAGGCCACAUUGCCCAAUGUUUCUACCUUUUCUACCUAUAGGUAGGUUCUACCUAUAGGUAGGUACCUUUCUACCGUUACUACAUCUAUAUUUAUUAGGUACACAUCCCCCACCAAAAACACCAAAUUCAUUGUGCGACUUUCGAUAUUUCUAAACGGCCUUUGUCCCCCGUGUCUCGUGUCUCGUGCUUAACCGCCGCCAUUACCAUCACCAUCACCAUCACCACUUUCCUAUGGCCCAACUCGAAUCGACUACGUGCAACGCGAUAAUAUAUAGGCAAUCAAAUUGGGGGUUGGGCAGAGGUAGUUAGUUAAUAUAUAUACAUAUUGUAUCUUAGACCAUCUUAGGUACUUUAAGCCGUCUGCGGGAAGGCCCCUUGAAUGGCCAACCCAAGGCUCAGGACCCCCUCCUCCAGCACACAUGCUACCGAUCCCACCGAUAUACCUUCCGCUCCCGUCGUAGCUGUUUCCCUUCUGCAGCCCCGCGUCGCCGUCGCUCUCGGCGUACCUAAGCGUUGGCAUCAUACUCUCUCCGCUUGCCGUCUACUCUCUAUCGUCCCUCCUAUACUCUGGGGCCUUCGAUACGCCUUGCGUUUCCUGCUUGCCGAUCUGUUACGCCUGUCCGAGCAAGACCAUGACCACAAUGUUAGUCUUUCCUCCCUGAGGUUGAUCGAGACGGCAUUGGCUGUCAUAUGGUGCUACGCCUCUGCAUAUCUCGCCUUCUUUUUCACCGACUGCCUCAUGUCACGCUGGCUCAUCAACUACACGCCUCAAGCGACAGUUGUGCGCCUCUUCACUAUUAGCUGCGCCUUCGCUUACCUGACCUCGUGGGUCGUAUACUUAGCUGGUGGUUCUCAAGACCCCGGCCUACUGCUACCAGCCUGGAUCGGGAUAGCCACCAUCUUAACCCUCUGCUACCACUUCACCCAGCGCAAGAUUAAGAUACGGAAGGAGACUUUUGCCAGUAUCAGCGUCUUUUCUAUAGCAAGCUUUAUUAGCAUGGUUGCCUUACUAUUACAUUCCCAUACGACCAGAGCUGGAUAUCAGAACGUCCCGAUAGUUGCCAUAACCAAGCGAGCAUGUCAAAUCGGAGCAUACAUCAUUUUCCGCAUUGUAGGUCUCACUGGGGACUUGGACGGGUUAUGAUCUAGGGCAUCGACUUCCUGAUGUUUCGUCGACGUUGUUGCAGCUUGAUGCUGUCGAAAGACGUUAACCAAGCUAAUGCUUUUAUUAGCCUAUCAGGACGCUUAAAUGUGUCCAGCCUAGUCGCCGACUUUAGAAAUGGGACGCUCUGAGAAGCUUGAUGUUUUUACUUUUAGAAGAAGCAAUUUCAAGUACGAUAAGUUGUACUCUAGGAUACAUGACAAAUAUAUUUUAACCUUAGGCGGAAUAACUAUAGUUCUUCUCCUAGCUGUCUAUAGCUGCAUUCGGGUUAUAAUUCAGAUUACGUAUAUAUUGCCCCUAACAAUAGUAGCUUUGUUUGUGUCUAGGCGGAAGCUAGAUCUUUGCGUUUAGAUUGCUGGCGGGAGAUGGCAUUUGUUCUUUAUAAUAAUAGACGUUUAAUGUAGUUGUCUGCACUGUUCGACAUUGUUUUUUAACAUCAAGUCCUAGGGAUGCUCAUCGAGUUUAGUCUACUCUGACGCGUCUCGAGAGGUUACCAUAGCAGGUACUAUUAUGUAUUGCUUAGUAAAACCACCAGAUAUAUUGUAAGGUCAACUAGUGUGUUAAUUCAUAGUUGGCCCCUUUUCCGGAAUCAGGGAGGGCAUUUGACAAUGAAAUAUACUAACCUAGGAUAUUGAAGAGAAUGACUAGGCGGGUAAAGCGG